CAUCAAAUUGAAACUGAUUCUAGUUUCUAAACUCUUGAAAGUUGCAACAACAACCUAUUAUUAGCUUUCACAUAAAAGAAAAUGAAGCAAAAGAUUGUGAUGCAGGUCCACAUGAAUUGCCAGAAAUGCAGAACAAAGGCACUCAAGGUUGCUGCUUCAGCAAACGGAGUGGAUUUUGUGGGAAUAGAGGGAGACGAAAAGAAGAACAUGGUAGUUAUUGGAGAUGGGGUUGAUCCUGUUAAGUUGACAAAUUCUCUCAGGAAAAAAGUUGGACAAACUAAUAUCAUAAGCUUAGCAGAGGUUAAAUCCAGUUAAUUAAUAUUUCGGCAAAUUUGACAAAAAUUCUCAAGGCACCAGAGAAUUCGCUUUCAUACAUUUUUGUUUAGUUGUUUUUGUAGAAACUUAUUACAUGCAUUGAAUGCUUUGUUGUACUCCCCUAAGGCAUUUACCAUUUAAGUUUUAAUGGCAGAGAGAUCCAGAGCAAUUUUCCCAUUUCAA
This is a messenger RNA of Arachis stenosperma, 498 nucleotides long. RefSeq names its product heavy metal-associated isoprenylated plant protein 47-like. Gene Ontology annotation, molecular function: metal ion binding. NCBI's taxonomy places the organism in Eukaryota, Viridiplantae, Streptophyta, Magnoliopsida, Fabales, Fabaceae. The transcript is spliced from 3 exons. The record is from RefSeq and is a predicted model, not a curated record. Bases 82 to 315 code for a protein of 77 amino acids.